This is a messenger RNA of Phalaenopsis equestris, 801 nucleotides long. Its product is annotated as calcium-binding protein CML42-like. Gene Ontology annotation, molecular function: calcium ion binding. NCBI's taxonomy places the organism in Eukaryota, Viridiplantae, Streptophyta, Magnoliopsida, Asparagales, Orchidaceae. The transcript is spliced from 2 exons. The record is from RefSeq and is a predicted model, not a curated record. The coding region runs from base 93 to 644 and encodes 183 amino acids.
GCACCCCUCCCCUCCUCUUCCCAACUCCAAGUCCCCGAAAUCCCUCUUCUUUCUCCUCUUUCCCCACUUUAAUUCCAGAUCUAAUCACGAAAAUGGCGGAAUCUUCCCUAAAAUCAACCCCAUCUCUGUUCCGCGCCUCCCCUUCCUUCCGCCUCCGCUCUUCCAGCCUCACCUCCGCCCGCCUCCGCCGGAUCUUCGACAUCUUCGACCGCAACGGCGACGACAUCAUCACCGCCGACGAGCUCUGCGAAGCCCUAGAUCGUCUCGGCCUCGGCGCCGAUCCUUCCGAGCUUCGACCCCUCGUCGCCUCCUUUCUCCACCCCGGUCAGUCCGGUCUCAACUUCGACGCCUUCCAUUCUUUCCAUCAAGCGCUCGGCGACGCCAUUUUCGGAGAUAGUGAUGGCGCCGACGCUGCGGAGGAAGCCGACAUGAGGGAGGCAUUCACGGUGUUUGAUGAGGAUGGAGACGGAUACAUCUCGGCCAUUGAGUUGCAGGCUGUGCUGGGCAAGCUUGGCUUGGUUGAGGGAAGGAGCAUAGACCGGGUUUAUGAGAUGAUUGGAUCGGUGGACCGGAAUCGUGAUGGACGGGUUGAUUACUUUGAAUUUAAGAAUAUGAUGAAGUCCGUCCCGGUGCAGAGCUCCUGAUGAAGAUCUACGGCUGUGAAGUUGUUUGAUUGAAUAAAUGAGCGUGGUCAAGAGCUUAACCGUAUAUUAUGGAAUUUAGGGCAAAUAUGACGCGCUAAAUGACGGUAUUGCAACCUCGUCUUCAAUUACUAAAUUAUUUGGGUCGCUAGUGGUGUCA